This is a messenger RNA of Symbiodinium sp. CCMP2456, 1386 nucleotides long. Lineage: Eukaryota; Dinophyceae; Suessiales; Symbiodiniaceae. The record is from the annotation of a GenBank genome assembly.
AUGCUUCGGCCUGUGCGAACUGUCCUCACGCUUCUAGGAACCAUUCCGGGCCGUGCCGUUGGGCAGCCCAACAGUGCGAAUCCAUGGGACUCGCCUAGCAUUGCUGGUGCCACGUCCUCUGAAAGCUUAGAACGGUCUUCCUUGCCGCCCCUGACCAUCGGAGGCAUUGAGUUUUCACGAGAAGAUGAUAUCGAGAAUAUGGAGAAGCUCUCCAAUCUGUUCGGACAGGUGUUUUACACCCACGUGCUGUCACCCGGGGAUCCUGCUGCUGCACAGGCGUGGCAGGCCUUGUCCUCGGACAUCUGGACGCUUGUGCAGCAUGCAAUGCAGACCCCGGCCAUGGCCCUCUCCGUGGCAAUGUGCCUGUAUAAUUAUUACUGGUGGGAAGGUCCUCACAACAACGAGCCAAAUGCAGUUGCCGGCUAUCAUGCGGCGGAGCUCAUGUAUUUAGCUGUGAGGCAUGCCCGUUGUCACGAACCGCAUUUAAGCGCGCAGGAGUUUUACAUCCUACAAUGCCAUCUGCGCUGGCGCUACCUGCUAAUGCUUGCCGGGGAGACCGGCCGCUACCUGGCCUUGCAGUCUCGAAGCAUCCAGCAUGGGAGCCAAAUGCUGUCACGGGCGCGAUCUUGGUUCCGCGAGAUGCGCCAGCUGCCCAACGUGGAACUCUUGCAUGGGCUCAGCACCCACGAGGUCAAUUUCAACAUGGACUAUUACCCUGCAGCCACCAUGCGAUUCGGGCCUGUCUGGCAUGAUCCCCUGAAAAUUCUGCCGGUUGCCAGUGUUCUAGAGGCAAGCUAUCCCAUCAUACGGUCGGAGCUGGAGGGCAUCUUGCGUCAGGGGUCCACAUUCGAGAACCUUGACCAGCACACACGCAACGCUGAAACACAAUUUGGCCCCAGGGGGGACGAUUGGCUGACGGCAUACCUGUUCAGGAAAGGGGAGCCCAUUCCAGAAGUCUGUGCGUAUGCACCCCGCACCUGCCAGAUCCUUCAGCAACGGCCCGAAAUUGCAAACUGCAAAAUGGGAGGGUCGGGGGCAGGCUUUUUGCGAAUGAGACCUGGUGGCAGACUCAAGCCACACUUUGGCAACGCUCCGCGGCUGAGUCUGCACUUGGGUUUGAUCGUACCUGACGGGGAAAUCUCAAUGUAUGUCGGAUAUGAAGAGCUGAAGUGGCAGGAAGGGAAGGUCAUCGCUUUUGAUGACACUUUCAUCCACCAGGUCCUCCACAACGGUGUCGAGCCGAGAUAUGUGAUGAACCUCUGGAUGUGCCAUCCCUGCGACCCUUACGAUGGCAAGCUUCCCGGGGAGCAAGUGCCGGAGUACUGUCACGGAGGACUGGGUGCUAUGCAUCGCCUUGGCUUGCAGCCGCUCCCGCCGAAAUUCUGA